AGUGCCUCUAACUGCUGACAAUGUGAAAACCUCCAGCCAUGAGAACAGGCAACACACAGGCUGCCCAUGCAACAAAUAUGGGCCAGAUGCAGACCCUGGUUCUAUUCUCAACAUUGCUGACCCUCUGUGUCUCUGAAGCAAGCCCUGAGGUGUGGGUGCAAGUCCAGAUGGAGGCCACCAACCUCUCGUCUUUCUCAGUUCACUGUGGGGUCUUAGGAUAUAGCCUCAUCUCCCUGGUAACAGUGAGCUGUGAAGGAUUUGUUGACGCUGGAAGGACCAAACUAGCUGUGUUACAUCCAGAAUUUGGUACCCAGCAGUGGGCUCCUGCCAGGCAGGCCCACUGGGAAACCCCAAACAGCGUCUCUGUCACUCUGACCAUGGGACAAUCCAAAGCAAGAAGCUCUCUAGCCAACACCACAUUCUGCUGCGAGUUUGUUACCUUUCCUCAUGGUUCCAGGGUUGCCUGUAGAGACCUGCAUAGAUCAGAUCCAGGACUCUCUGCCCCAACUCCAGCCCUCAAUCUUCAAGCAGACCUGGUGAGGAUCUUGGGAACCUCAGGAGUUUUCCUGUUUGGUUUCAUCUUUAUACUAUGUCUCCGGUGGCAGCAGAGGCAUUGGUGUUUGAGUAAAUCUCAGCCAUCUCUCACUAGCACCCAGGCACAGGUGGAGACUCAGGAUUACCCAAGUUCCACUCAAUGUUUGGAUGUGGGUCUCUGCAUCAGCUUCUAAGAGUUGCUGGAUGAAGCCCCUCUGAUAAGAUUUAUGCAAGGCUCCUUGUCAUGUUUGCCUUUCUGCUGGGUUAUAUCACUAAGGAUGAUCUUUUCUAGUUCCACCCACUUGCCUGAAAAUUUCAUGAUGUCAUUGUUUGUAAUGACUAAGUAAUACUCCAUUAUGUAAAUGUACCACAUUUUAAAAAUCCAUUCUUCCUUUGAGGGACAUCUAGUUUGUUUCCAGUCUCUGGCUAUUAUGAAUAAAGCUGCUAUGAACAUAAUUGAGCAAGCA
Molecule: messenger RNA, 1001 nt
Organism: Mus musculus (house mouse)
Lineage: Eukaryota; Metazoa; Chordata; Mammalia; Rodentia; Muridae
Gene: Pvrig
Product: poliovirus receptor related immunoglobulin domain containing
Exons: 5
Coding region: 39-728 (229 amino acids)
Biological process (GO): negative regulation of T cell receptor signaling pathway
Molecular function (GO): signaling receptor activity
Source: RefSeq, marked validated